Messenger RNA from Diatraea saccharalis (sugarcane borer), 2209 nucleotides. NCBI's taxonomy places the organism in Eukaryota, Metazoa, Arthropoda, Insecta, Lepidoptera, Crambidae. The record is from the annotation of a GenBank genome assembly.
ACACACAAAAACAGCCUCAAACUCGACAUCGAACGCUGUGAUAGCACAGAGAUGUUAAAUUAAAGCCUUUAUUACAUAUUGAAAUAGCUUUUAUUAUAACAGAAUAGCGCUUCAGAUGUUUCCAGCAAGACAUAGCGCUGGACUCAUUCGCUCUAAAUGCGAAAUGUUAUAGAGUGGUAGCUGGAGCUCACCUCUGGGGCUACGUGUCUGAUACGAAGGGUCGGAAGCUGACCCUAGUGCUGUCCAUGUCCAUCGGCUUCAUAUUCGCAACACUCAGCAGUUUCUCACCGGAUUGGAAGACGAUGGCCUGUCUUAAAUUGAUCAGCUCUAUAUUUACUUCGGCAAGCAACUCUGGUUCAUACACAUUGCUCGGCGAGAGCUGUCCUGCACGCUCAAGAGGUCGCUCUCUACUCCUCUGCACAUGCCUGAUGAUGUGCUCACAAGCUGUUGUAGCAGUGCUCGCGUACCCCAUCUUGCCUUUGGAGUUCUCCUACUGGAUCGAUUUCUUGGGCAUCUACUACAGAUCAUGGCGACUGUUGGCUUUAGUGAUGGCACUACCGUGUGCCGCCACCGCUUGCUUACUACAAUUUUUCCAUGAGAGUCCCAAGUUUCUCGCCUCUCAGGGCCGAUAUGAAGAAGCCUUGAAUGUCUUGAAGUCCAUAUAUGCUCAAAACAGCGGUGACCGUGCUGAUAACUUCCCAAUUAAGAAGCUCAUCGAAGACGAAGAGAAUAAGGCGCAAGCUAAUGAGGGUUCGAUCUUAAAGUCAAUGUGGCACCAGACAGUGCCACUGUUCAAGCCACCACUACUGAAGAACACCAUGAAGCUGUUUUACCUGGUCAUCGUUAUAUACAUGACUGGCAGUGGCUUCAUCCUCUGGUUGCCAUACAUCAUGAACAACCUGUUCUCGGUUCUGGAAGCGGGUGGUGGUCAGGGCAUGAACUUAUGCACCGUCAUUCGGUAUUCCACGCAGGAAGUUCUCAGGGUCGCGGAGAAUGGCACGGCCACAGUGGAAGUCUGCAAUGAUACUAUUCAAGAUACCACUCUACUGUCCGCGAUGUCAUACGGUGCUUUGGCAAGCCUUUCUAAUUUGGUACUCUCUCUCACUUGUGGUGCGCGUAAAAAAGUCGGCAUGAUGUGCAUCCUGGCCGGAUCAGCGAUGGCUGCAAUACUUCUCAACGCCAUCGCCAUUCCAAUCGCUGGAGGCAUAUUCUUCUUCUUCUUCCUUCUUUGCGCACUAACCAUGGGCAUUCUGAGCGUAUAUUUCGUCGAAUUAUAUCCUACUUCUUUGAGGGGCAUGGCUUCAUGCUUGUCUAUAAUGUUGGGGAGAUCCAGUGCGUUCCUCGGUGUGAAUGCUAUUGGAGCUCUUAUCUCUUACGACUGCGAAUCCACAUUCUACGCGUGGUCUGUCUUAUUACUAUCUGCUGCGGUAGUUGCAUGGUUCUUGCCAGCGGAAAAGAAAUUAGACGAUGAACAAUGAAGGAAUAAAGCUGUUAUGGAAAAUUGGCCUGAAGCAAUAGAUCUCUUACAAGACAAUUAAAUGAUACAGGAAUCUCUACUUUAAGCUCCAACAGUUUUAUUGGUUGAAUAAAUUAACACUCAAAGUAUUUACAAGCAGCCGAGAGGUGAAUAUGCUGGAUUUCGUGUUACUACCUCUUAGGUUUCUGAUUCAAUUUUUGGAUGGGUCAAUGUAGAAAGUGGAAAUGAACUUUUAAAUAUUGUUUCUCGUGUAUGUUAGUAUGAUGUACUUGUUGUGAUAAAACAAGUGCUUCAGAAUGUUUAGCCAUUCCGAUCACAGCAAUUUAGAAAUGUGAUGUCAUAAUUAAUUAAGUAUUAUUAUUUAUCAUUUGCUUAUUUACUUGGUACUGGUAUACCAAAUGUUUUAGCUGGACUAAGACUAUUAGGAACUAAGUUUUGUUUUUUUAAAUCAAGUGUAUUCUACUUUACCAGUGGGUUUUAUUAUUUUUGUAUGCUUACGAAAAAAUAAUUAUUUUAAUGGAUCUGUUCGAUAAGCUGAUGCUAUGCCAAGUUGUACAAAACUGUAAUAUUUCUCCACUUGAUUUUAAACCUUAAUAUGUUGCGGGUAAAGUUAAAAAUCUACUGCGGAACUUUGACAUUUUGUAGUAAUCUGAUUAUGCUGCUGUUUGACAACACCAAUUAUUGUAAAAUACCAAAAACACACGGGGCAACAUAGCUAACAACAUUACUUUG